GAUCUGACCAUUAAGAAAUAUUUAUUCUGUCUAAUUUAUCACAAGCAACCGAUUUAGUCGUUACAAUUCUACUAAAAUACUCACAACUUAAAAUUCUGAAUUCUAUUAAACCAAAUAUUAUAGAUCUACUAUCGUCAGACAUUAUGCAAUUACAAAGUAACAUAUCAUAUGUUCUCGAUAAUGUUCAAACUUGUUACCUUCAAAUUUAGUUGCUUCAGUUAUGUCAAUACACGCACGAAUCAAGUUUUAAUGAAUCAAAAAUUAUAAAUCAAUCACUAUCAACUUACAGUACAAUUAUAAAAUAGUAAAUUAUAUAUUCUUAAUAAUGUUCUAACUUGUGACAUUCAAACAUAACGUCAAAAAUUUUAACGACUUAGAGUGUCGUAUUGGUGCUCGGAUUUCUAAGCAUUGGAGUUACCCCCCCAAAGAAAACAAUUUAUUGUUUGGAUUUUGACUUCCCAACUAGACAAAAAUAAAUGCCAUAAAAUAUUGGGUUUUGCAGAUCUUUUGGGAUUCUUUCAUAAAACAAAAGAAAAUUUUUCAAGAACGUUGACUGUCUUAUCAGCAAAAUCUAUAAUAUUCUUCUUAUGAUCGUCGAUCAGCAGAUGGAAUUUUUCAGAAACAAUAAAACGAGUACGUGUUCCUCGCAGGGGGCGGUGGGUGCAUGUUAUGGCACCGCGUUACCCACAUGCAACUGUCCAUAUUCACAGUUUUCCUUCCUACUCUUCCCCUGUAAUUCUCUUCCUCAACAAGUCAAUAUCUAAUCAAAUGAAAAACAUCUAAGCUUCAACAAUAUAUACAUAUUAUAUUACUUGGACGGUUGUGAACUGCAUGAUUGGUUGGUUGACUUUACACAACAUCAACUGGGUUUGACUCUACUUUCACAACCAUGUGUACAUUCUCUUGUUUAUAUGUAAAAAUAUUUAGUAGCCAACACAGUGAUUCCCUCACCCAGCAAACUAUAAAUUCCAAGAUUCCCUCACCCAGCAAGCUAUAAAUUCCAGGCUCCUAAUCAAGACUGGAACUACAGAACCAAAAAACUUAUAAUGGAAACAGAAAAUAGCUUUGUUCUUCCCAGCUGGAUUUUGUUUUGCCUAGCUGCUAUGGUCACUACCAUUCUCUUCAAGCACAAGAAGAACUACUGCAUAAGAAAGAGCAAGUUACCUCCAGGGGAAAUGGGACUACCUUGGAUUGGUGAAACCAUGGAUUUCUACAGAGCUCAACGAAACAACCGAUUGUUUGACGAGUUUAUUCAACCCCGAAUCAUGAAACAUGGAAACAUCUUCAAAACAAGGCUAAUGGGUUCACCAACUGUAGUGGUAAAUGGAGCUGAAGCUAAUGGCUUCAUAUUAUCAAAUGAGUUCAAGCUAGUGAUAAGCUCGUGGCCUUCGUCAUCAGUUCAGUUAAUGGGCAAGGAGUCUAUCAUGGAGAAACAAGGGGAGCAGCACCGUUGUGUUCGUGGCUUGAUAGCCACUAGCCUUAGCUUUUCCGGAUUAGAGAGUAUAGUGCCAAAAAUCUGCAACUCGGUUAAGUUGCACCUUCAAAGAAACUGGGAUGGCCACGAAACAAUCAGCCUUUACCGUUCUGCCAAAAGUCUGACCUUUGAGGUUGUGUUUGAGUGCUUGUUGGGGAUAAAGGUUGAGGCAGGGAUGUUGCAGACGUUUGAGAGAGUGUUGGAAGGUGUUUUCGCUCCACCAGUGAAGUUUCCAGGGUCGAGCUUCGCAAGGGCAAAGAAAGCAAGGCAGGAGAUAGAGAAGAUGCUGGUUGGUGUGGUGAGAGACAAGAAGAAGGAGAUUAUGGAGAGAGGCAAACAUGGGUAUGAGAGAUCAAAUGGAGGGAAAGGAGGAAUGCUACUGUCGCGCAUGGUGGUAGGAUUGAUUCAGGGAGAGUUAAGCGAAGCAGAGGUCAUUGACAAUGUCGUUUUGCUGGUGUUUGCAGCCCAUGAUACCACCUCUUUUGCCAUUGCUAUGACUUUCAAGUUGCUGGCUAAACACCCAAGCUGCUACAAUCUCCUCCUUCAAGAACACAUUGAGAUAAAGGAGAACAGAGGUCAACAAGAGAAUCUGACAAUGGAAGACAUCAAGAAGAUGAAGUAUACCUGGCAAGUGGCUCGAGAAAGCAUGCGCCUUUUCCCUCCCAUAUUUGGCUCUUUCAGGAAGGCAGUUGCCGAUAUUGAA
This is a messenger RNA of Carica papaya (papaya), 2177 nucleotides long. The record is from RefSeq and is a predicted model, not a curated record. NCBI's taxonomy places the organism in Eukaryota, Viridiplantae, Streptophyta, Magnoliopsida, Brassicales, Caricaceae.